Nicotiana tabacum (common tobacco) is the source of this 2187-nucleotide messenger RNA. NCBI's taxonomy places the organism in Eukaryota, Viridiplantae, Streptophyta, Magnoliopsida, Solanales, Solanaceae. The record is from RefSeq and is a predicted model, not a curated record.
AUGGAUAAGUUGACCAAGUUAGCCCAUUUCAUUCCUGUAGUUACUACUUACUCUGCGGAACAGCUGGCUCAGCUAAAGGAUUUCUGGUGUCCAGCUCUAGUUUCCUUCUUCGCAUUCGCGAAGGGGAACUGGGGCAGGCGAGAAAUUUCUCUUCGCGUGCUUCCUAUCAGACCAGAUAUCAGUGAGCUAGCUGAACGCGGAGACUUCAAGAUGGAUUUUGCAUAUCAUAGAUGGAUGUAUAAUCGGACUUAUCCUAAUCGUAGUGGGUUGAGGGAGGAAUUUAUAGAAGGGGUUGCUGAAUUUAUGGCUAAAGCGAAAAUACUUCAUGAAUUUCUCAGUGAAGGGAUGAUUAGGUGUCCUUGUGUCAAAUGCAAGGGUGCAAAGUUAUUGCAGCCAGAUGUUGUUAAAAUUCAUCUUUAUAAAAAAGGGUUUAUGAAAAAUUAUUACGUGAAGACUAUUCAUGGAGAGGAUGUUGCUAGUGUUGGUGAUCUCGAUUUUCAAAACUUUUUUAGUAGUGAGGGUAGUCCAUUAGCUGAGAAUAAUUUUGAAAACUCUCGAUCUAAUGAAAUGGUUAGAGAUGCUUUUGUGAUGCACCCGAGGGCUCAGUCUGAACCAAAUGAUGAUGCUAAGCGCUUCUAUGAACAGUUAAAAGAAGCUAGUCGUCCAUUGUAUGAAGGUUCAAUGCAUUCUAAGUUGUCUGUUGCGGUUAGAUUAUUAAGUAUUAAAUCCGAUUCGAGUAUUUCUCAAGCGGGCAUGGACUCUAUCAUUGGCCUUAUGAAUGAACUUAAUAUGAAUAAAAUUGACCUACCCAAAGAUUUCUACACAGCAAAGAAAUUGGUUUCUAAGUUAGGACUUUCAUCAGAGAGGAUUGACUGUUGUGAGAAAGGCUGCAUGUUAUUCUAUAAGGAUGAUGCAUCUUUAAAAAAUUAUAAAUUUUGUAACCAACCUCAUUACAAGGAAGUCAUAAAUUCCAAAAAGAAGAAGGUUCCAGUUAAGGCAAUGCAUUACUUACCCCUUAUACCUAGGUUAAAGAGAAGGCCACCUGGUAUUCUGUGUCAUCCGUCGGAUGGAGAAGCAUGUAAGUAUUUUGAUAGAGUAUUCCCGGAUUUUGCUAAUGAACCAAGAAAUAUUAGGUUGGGUUUAUGUGCUGAUGGAUUCACUCCAUUUUCUGUCUCUGCUGCACCAUAUUCAUGUUGGCCAGUGUUUGUUACGCCGCUAAAUCUUCCUCCUGAGUUAUGUAUGACAAGUCCAUAUUUGUUCCUAACUUGCAUUGUUCCAGGUCCACGCAAUCUGAAAAUUUUGAUUGAUGUAUACUUGCAACCUUUAAUUGAUGAGUUAAAGUUAUUGUGGCAUGAAGGUGUGGAAACAUAUGAUAUAUCAACUAAACAAAACUUCAGAUUGCGUGCUGCUUUGAUGUGGACUAUAAAUAAUUUUUCUGCUUAUGGAAUAUUGUCCGGGUGGUCGACUGCGGGAAAGUUAGCUUGCCCAACUUGUAUGAAAGACACAAAAGCAUUCACGCUGAAACAUGGAGGAAAGAACACAUGGUUUGACUACCACCGUCGAUUCUUGCCUAGGGAUCACGAGUUUAGGAGAAAUACCAGUGCAUUUAUGAAGAACCAAACUGAUUAUGAGGAGCCACCAUCAGUAUUGUCGCCAGAAGAAAUUUGGAACAGAGUUAGGAGUAUACCUAAGGUAACAGAGUCUCCAAUGUCUAAUAAGAUACCUGGUUAUGGUGUUACGCAUAAUUGGACUAAACAGAGCAUAUUCUGGGAGUUACCUUAUUGGAAGUAUAAUCUUCUUCGGCAUAAUCUGGAUGUUAUGCAUAUCGAGAAAUUUUUUUUUGACAACUUAUUUAAUACUGUAAUGGAUGUCAAUAACAAGACAAAAGAUAACUUGAAGGCAAGGAUGGACUCGAAGGAAUAUUGUAGGCGAAGUGAGCUGUACCUGACAUACUUGAACAACAAGAUUCAGAAGCCCAAGUCCAGUUACACAUUCACUUUAGAUGAGAGAAGAGAGAUUUGUGAUUGGGUUAAGAAUUUGAGGAUGCCUGAUGGAUACGCGUCAAACAUAUCUAGGUGUGUUGACAUGAAAGAAGGGAAGUUGAUAUCUGUGAAAAGCCACGAUUGUCACAUUUUCCUCGAAUCUUUGAUGCAUGUUGCACUCAAAGCCUUGCCUGAUAGAAUAUGA